Lodderomyces parapsilosis is the source of this 1638-nucleotide messenger RNA. It is a transcript of the gene CCT7, whose product is annotated as chaperonin-containing T-complex subunit. Gene Ontology annotation, biological process: protein folding. Gene Ontology annotation, molecular function: ATP binding; ATP-dependent protein folding chaperone; ATP hydrolysis activity. NCBI's taxonomy places the organism in Eukaryota, Fungi, Ascomycota, Pichiomycetes, Serinales, Debaryomycetaceae. Gene Ontology annotation, cellular component: chaperonin-containing T-complex. The transcript has a single exon. Bases 1 to 1638 code for a protein of 545 amino acids. The record is from RefSeq and is a predicted model, not a curated record.
AUGGCAUUUUCUAACCAGACACCAACAAUUGUUGUCUUGAAAGAAGGGACCGACACGUCUCAAGGAAAAGGGCAGAUCAUUACAAAUAUAAAUGCUUGUCUAGCAAUACAAGAUACAUUGCGUCCAACAUUGGGUCCCUUUGGAUCUGAUAUUCUUAUAGUAUCAUCGAAUGGGAAAACCACCAUAUCAAAUGACGGAGCUACAAUUUUGAAAUUGUUGGACAUUGUCCACCCAGCAGCACAAAUGUUGGUUGAUAUUUCUCGAUCACAAGAUGCUGAAGUUGGAGAUGGAACUACUUCAGUUACCAUUUUAGCCGGAGAGUUGUUAAAAGAAGCCAAGGGAUUCAUUGAAGAUGGCGUAAGCUCAUACUUGAUUACCAAGGCAUAUAGAAAGGCUUGUGAAUUGUGUGUUGAAAGGAUUAAAGAGAUUGCUGUUGAUGUGAAAAAGGAGAACGAGGAGGAGUUUAGACAAUCAUUGGAGAAAUGUGCCACAACUGCAAUGUCAUCGAAAUUGAUUAGUAGCAAUUCAGAAUUUUUCACCAAGAUGGUGGUUGAUGCUGUUUUAAGUCUCGAUCAAAAUGACUUGGAUGAAAAAUUAAUCGGUAUUAAAAAAGUGCCUGGUGGUGCUUUGGAAGAGAGUUUGUUCAUCGAUGGUGUUGCGUUCAAAAAGACUUUUUCGUACGCUGGAUUUGAACAACAGCCUAAACUGUUUGUAAACCCAAAGAUUGUUGCAUUGAAUGUGGAAUUGGAGUUGAAGGCGGAAAAGGAUAAUGCAGAAGUGAGAAUCGACCAAGUCAAGGACUAUCAAGCAAUUGUUGACGCAGAAUGGCAGAUCAUUUUGAACAAAUUGGAAGCAAUUGUUGCUUCUGGAGCUAAUAUUGUAUUGUCGAAAUUACCAAUUGGUGAUUUGGCUACCCAAUACUUCGCUGACAGAGAUAUAUUUUGUGCUGGUCGUGUGAGUAGUGAGGAUAUGGAUAGGGUGAUUCAAGCAGUGGGAGGACACAUUCAAAGUACUUGCUCCAAAAUCGAGCCUCUGGAUUUGGGAACUUGUGAGAAAUUUGAAGAAGUGCAAAUUGGUGGUGAACGAUACAAUAUCUUUAAAGGAUGUCCACAAGCCAAAACUUGUACAUUAAUAUUACGUGGUGGUGCUGAACAAGUUAUUGCCGAAGUGGAAAGAUCAUUACAUGAUGCCAUCAUGAUUGUUAAGCGUGCCAUUAGUCAUCAUCAAAUUGUUGCUGGCGGUGGUGCGAUUGAAAUGGAGUUGUCUAAAUACUUGCGUGACUAUUCACGAACCAUUGCUGGGAAACAGCAAUUGAUUAUUGGUGCAUUUGCUAAAGCAUUGGAAGUUAUUCCUCGUCAAUUGUGUGAAAAUGCAGGACUUGAUGCCAUUGAAUUGUUGAACAAGUUGAGAAGUGCUCAUGCCAAGGGUGAUAUUUGGUGUGGGAUUGAUUUCCAAUUGGAAAAUAUUGGUAACAAUAUGAAGAGUUUUAUAUGGGAACCUGCAUUGGUUAAAAUUAAUGCUAUUGAAUCAGCGACUGAAGCUGCUACUUUGUUACUAAGUAUUGAUGAAACUAUAACGAAUGAUCAACAAGGUGAGCAAGGUGGUGCUCCACAAGGUAGGGGAAGAGGCGCUUUUUAG